Messenger RNA from Solanum dulcamara, 2221 nucleotides. RefSeq names its product receptor-like cytosolic serine/threonine-protein kinase RBK2. Bases 350 to 1804 code for a protein of 484 amino acids. Gene Ontology annotation, molecular function: protein kinase activity; ATP binding. The transcript has 8 exons. Gene Ontology annotation, biological process: protein phosphorylation. The record is from RefSeq and is a predicted model, not a curated record. NCBI's taxonomy places the organism in Eukaryota, Viridiplantae, Streptophyta, Magnoliopsida, Solanales, Solanaceae.
UUGCUGUAUAUAUAUGCCUGAACAACAAUUGUAUAUCAAGGGACUGCUGUAUUUACAACUUCGGAUCAAUCUUUGAGUAGUUUUAUUAAGGGGGAUACAGAUAGAUCAAAUUCAAAAGCACAUAUCUGAUAGAGAAUAGUAGUUGAGAUGAUGAGUUGAGUACUGGCCUGAAUUUGAAUGAAAAUGGACAAAGAAAAGAAUGGAGGAAGAAACCAUUAGCUUGAUGUUUCAACAAUCGCCUGAUACAAUGAUUAAAUGACUUGUCGAAAUAACUGAUAGUUCUAAUUAUGUUAACAGUGAGAAUCCCUCCAAUGUCGGUGAAGGAAUUUCGGAAAGGGGGCUUUCGAAGAUGGGGCAAAAUAAGCUACUCUUUUGUGCUUCCAUUUCUAUCUCUGCUGAAGAAUUGCUAUGUCUCACUGUGGGUGAAGGAAAAAUAGAAAAGGAUUCAACUGAAGAACCUCUGGACAAGGUUCAAUCACGAGAUGACGUAGCUGAGGAGUCUAUAAGAGAUGCUCCCGAAGAUGAUGCAGAGUCUACAACUUCAAAGUCCAGCAGCACGUCAGAUUCAGAUGGAAAACUUCAAUCCCAGUGGAAAGGAUUCAUUAAAAGACUAAAGAUAAGUUCAGCCAUGCAUUUGCAUACUUUCCAUCCUAGCAUACCUUCGCUGCCUUCUAUUAAGAUGCUACCAAAAUGGAAAAGUAGGAGUACAGAACAGAGCAUUCCAAUGGCGUCUACUCCUAAUCUAGAUACUGAUUUACGUCACUGCUUUCAAGCGCACUGGAAGAAUUUCCUCCUCUCUGAUCUUCAGAAAGCUACCGACAACUUUAGCCGUGAAAACUUGAUCGGUGAGGGAGGUUCAUCUGAAGUAUAUAAGGGACAUCUUAAAGAUGGCCAACUGGUGGCAGUUAAAAGGCUGAUCAGGGGAACUCAAGAGGAGAUGACAGCCGACUACUUAUCUGAGCUCGGAAUUCUGGUACAUGUCAACCAUCCCAACAUUGCUGGUGUUAUUGGAUAUGGAGUUGAAGGAGGGAUGCACCUUGUCCUUCCUCUGUCCCCACAUGGGAGCUUAGCGAAUCUGCUUAAUGGUGAAAAGGGUAAGUUGUCUUGGUGCUAUAGGUAUAAUAUCUCUCUAGGCACUGCUGCUGGUCUUGGAUAUCUCCAUGAGGGUUGCCGGAGGAGAAUCAUCCAUAGAGAUAUCAAGACAGCUAAUGUUUUGCUUACGGAAGAUUUUGAAGCUCAGAUAUCUGAUUUUGGACUUGCAAAAUGGCUUCCUGAUCAGUGGACUCACCUCACUGUAUCUCAGUUCGAAGGCACAUUCGGAUACCUCCCUCCUGAGUUCUUCAUGCAUGGAGUUGUGGAUGAAAAAACAGACGUGUACGCCUUUGGCGUUUUGUUGUUGGAGCUCAUUUCUGGGCGUCCAGCUUUGGAUGAAUCUCGUAAUAGUGUUGUGAUGUGGGCCAAACCAAUGCUCCUUAGUAAGAAUCACAGUGGGUUAGUUGAUCCAUCACUUGGGGAUGCCUAUGACUCAGAACAGAUGAAUCGGAUGGUUACAGUUGCCUCUUUAUGCAUACAGCAAGCUUCAACAGAUCGGCCUCAAAUGAGCCAGGUUCACGAGAUGCUAAAAGGUACCAGAAGCAUUCUUGAGAGAAAGAAAACAUUCCAACAUACUAGUCGUCAAGAGGAUAUAUCCCAAAAAGUGAAUUUACUACUUGACUUGCACUCACCAAAGUGUAAAGAUGAUCCGAAUUACCAGCAAAAUCAGGCAGAGUUGGAGAAAUAUAAUGUUAAUCCCUUGUUACAAUGAAGAUCUCUUAUGUGAUCUGAACACUCUGGACAAACAUCUCACUGCCAUGGAGCUAUCGGAAUCCACAACACACAGGUCGGAUUGUUAAUGUUCUAUUCUACUAUAGCUGAUUGAAUCACCGCAUCCAGGUGACAAAUCAAAAUGACAAGUGCCGGCAAUCAAGUUUUGACGUUGAGUGAAUAACGUACGUGUUGGACCGAACAUUGUUCUGUUUGAGUGUAUCCAGAAAUUAAAUAGUAUGUUGCUGGAUAUUUGAUCUUGUAAUGAGUUGUGCAUACAACUAUCAACUUCAGAAGGUUAAUGCAUACUAGGUUGAACGUGUGCGUUUUGACAUGGCUGGCUAAACACUACAGGCUCGUUUGAUUACUGGAUAAGGAUUGAGUUAUUCAUGUAUGAAAUGCUGCAUAAGUUUUAACA